Ilex paraguariensis (yerba mate) is the source of this 712-nucleotide messenger RNA. The record is from the annotation of a GenBank genome assembly. NCBI's taxonomy places the organism in Eukaryota, Viridiplantae, Streptophyta, Magnoliopsida, Aquifoliales, Aquifoliaceae.
CACCAGAGCUUGUUAGAACUGGCAAGGCAACUACUAGCACAGAUGUCUUUGCUUUCGGAGCCUUUAUGCUGGAAGUGGCUUGCGGAAAAAGGCCUCUAAAGGUACAGGGAUUGACUGAUGAUAUGGUUCUGGUUCAAUGGGUUAUGGAGAAAUGGAAAGGAGAAGCAAUCCUUGAGGCAAGUGAUCCGAGAUUGGGAGGUGACUUUGUGGUGGAGGAAAUGGAGUUGGUUUUGAAGUUGGGUCUGCUUUGCUCGCACUAUAAUCCGAUGACUAGGCCUAGCAUGAGGCAAGUGAUGAGGCAUUUGGAUGGGGAUGCUAUGCUGCCCGAAGUAUUUAUGGAUAUUGCAAGAGUUGGCAUGGCUACAUUAUUUGGGAAUGAAGUUUCAAAUGAAUUUGUAAUGACAUUCCCUUCAUCGUCCUCGAGGAGUGUUUCUGCUAUUGCCAUGUCUGGCUGUGAUUCACUGCUUGACGUGGGAAGUGGAGUGAAAUACGUUUGAUGGCUAAAAUACUUUGGAUCAGAGGAUGGAUUGUAAUAUGAUAAAUAAUUCCAUAUAUUUCGGUAUCAACCCCUAAUGUUUUGUGGUUGCUUUUGUUGAAACAUUCUAGCUAGUUUAAAAUUAUGUUAAUUUGGAAUUGUUUCCAUAUUAUUCUUCUAAUGCUAUGACAUUGAUCCUUGAAGGGGUUUUCAAUUUUCCCCUUAAUUGUAUUUGAG